Messenger RNA from Purpureocillium takamizusanense, 2268 nucleotides. It is a transcript of the gene GPR1, whose product is annotated as G protein-coupled receptor gpr1. The transcript has 2 exons. Gene Ontology annotation, molecular function: G protein-coupled receptor activity. The coding region runs from base 487 to 2268 and encodes 593 amino acids. NCBI's taxonomy places the organism in Eukaryota, Fungi, Ascomycota, Sordariomycetes, Hypocreales, Ophiocordycipitaceae. The record is from RefSeq and is a predicted model, not a curated record. Gene Ontology annotation, biological process: adenylate cyclase-activating G protein-coupled receptor signaling pathway. Gene Ontology annotation, cellular component: plasma membrane.
CACCACCACCACCAUCACAACGCCCAAUCCAUUCAUCCGGCUCGACCGCUUGGGCCAGCAGCUGGCUCUCCUGCAUCUCGUCCCGUACUCUGCAAGUGGGUGGCCUCUGCGUUUCCCGUGGCUUGCAUCUCCGCCACGCACUUUCUCUACUUUGUCUCCUCGGCCGUCUCCGUGCGCGCCCACGCAUCAACGCUCGUCUUGCAAAGAAAAACAACUUGACUCGUCCUCGCUGAGCUAGGUCCACACCAGGCUUGUCAUGCCGUCUGCCGUCGGCGGCAGACUGAGCAUCUGUACUAGGAUCGGAUCUGCUGGUGGCGACGGGAAUCAUCAUCAUCGCCCUCCUCCGACGACCUCCUCCUCUGAUCCUCCCGCAGACGUCUCGUGCGGCAACGACAACGACAUCAACAACGGCAACAGCAACGACAAGCCUCGACAUCUUAUGCCCUCCGCCGGGGACGCCGUCUGUGGGGCGGUCCGAUCGUGCCCAUGGGGCAGCAUGUCGGUGACUACGGAGCCUCUGCGGCAUGGCUCGCCGCCGCGGGCUCGCCGCCAGUGCGCAGGCAUCACCAGCAACGCGACUACAGCGAGGCACAGCUGCAGGCUUUUCGAGUCACCUCGGUGACAGUGGCCUCGCUCAGCGUCGUGGCGACGAUGCUGACGACUUUUUGGUUCCUGCGGAUGAGGCGUAGUUUCCGUCACGACCUCAUUAUUCUCCUUAUACAGAGUGACAUGCUCAAGUCCCUGUGGUUCGUCAUCUUCGCCGCUGCAGAGCUAACGCACGGCACCGUCGAGACCGCCACGCCCUUUUGCCAGAUUUCUGGCUUCUUCCUGACGCUGGGCAUCGAGGCGUGCGAUGUGGCCGUCAUCCUGUUCGCCCUGCACAAGACCAUGUACAUCUUCCGCGGCGGCAGCGGCCUCUACUCGUACAAGCGCGUCGCCUACGCCGCCUUUAUCCUCAUCCCGUUCCUUCUAGCGUCUCUCGCCUUCAUCAACAAGCCGGCCUUUGCCAACGAGGGCCCGUACUGCUACCUGCCGACCAAGCCGAGGUGGACGCGCAGAGUGCUCAGCUGGAUCCCGCGGACCACUGUCCUGGUUGGCAUCCUCGCCAUGUACUUGUCGACGUAUGUGUACUUCAAGCUCAUCCUGGGACGCUUCGCCAAGACGGGCACGGCUGGACGCAGGAGGGGCGUGGUGCGGGCACGACAGGAGGCGGAAGCGUCUCCGAGGCCACAAACCACCAUGUCGAUUCCGCCGACGCCCCCCAUUGCGUAUCACGGGUUGAUACCUCCAACGCCGUCGUGCGAUGGGGAGUCGGUCGCCAAGGACCGGAGGCCGUCCAUUUGGACCGUCGUGGGAAUCCCCCCGUUGUAUGCCGGGUCUUCGGUGUCCAUCUCUCAGGACAGUAUCAGGCGAGACGCGUCUUCGGAGAUUUCGACGCCUUACCAAGCUCGCAGCCGCUCCUUCUCGAACCCGUACUUUUCGCAGUUCCCGAGCGUCUUGGAGCUGCCCUCACUGAGAGGCAACGUCUCAAGCACGGCGCAGCCGGCCCAUCCCGCGACGCCAAGCAGCCCAGCCGCCGCCGUGAGGUCAAUAUGGGGCCGUCCGUUGACGAGAACGACGGCGAUGACGGGGGGCUCGCGGGCAUCCUCGCCGUCCAACGACAUGUCGAUGUUGAACCUUGGCUCCCGGGGCGCGGAUUCGAUGACGGGAAUCGUCGUUGGCGGGCCCACGACGCUGGGCGUCACCAGCACGGCCCAAGCGCGCGACAAGAUCCGACGGUCCCUGCGGCAGCUCUUCAUAUACCCGGCCGUCUACACCGCCGUGUGGAUCGUGCCCUACGUGUCGUUCCUUAUGGGCGCAGACAGACGCAAGGCGCCGUUCGGCAUGGUGAUGGCCUCGGUGACCAGCAUGUGCCUGCAGGGCGUCGCCGACGCGCUCGUCUUCUGCGUCAUGGAGAAGCCCUGGCGGCACCCGCGGCGGGCCGAUGCGCCGGCGUCGUCGUGCUGGAUCCUGCGGCGCCUGGCCGGGGCGACGGCGGGGGCGCCGGGCGCGUACGUGUACGGGCCCGAGGGCUCGUCGGCGGCCAAGGUCGGGCGCACGAGGGAGGAGAUGCUCGUCGACAGCAGGAUCGCCCGCCGCCGCCGCGACGAGGAGCUCGCAGAGAGGCGGCUUCAGCGCUGUGCGGCAGUGCGACCUGCGCGGCGGGAGUGGUGGGAUACACCGCUGCGCGACUGUCAGUGGGGAGAAGGAGGAGGAGGAGCCAAGUAA